AUGAACCAACUGGGCACCGCUGAGUGACGUGUAAGCAACCAGAAAACUAAUUUAAUUGUUUUUUCCGAGGAUUUUAACAAAUAUUCGACGAUAAUGGGUUCGUUCCGCCGCGACAAAGACGAGGAGGAUGACGCAGGACCGAGCAAUGCGUACCAGAAUCUGGAAAAGACUUCCGUCCUUCAGGAGACGCGCACCUUCAAUGAGACGCCGGUGAACGCUAGGAAGUGCAUCCACAUUCUUACUAAGAUAUUGUACCUGAUCAACCAGGGGGAGCAGCUCGUGGCCCGCGAGGCCACCGACUGCUUCUUUGCGAUGACAAAGCUCUUCCAGUCGAAGGAUGUCGUACUUCGCCGUAUGGUCUAUUUGGGCAUCAAGGAGCUGAGCUCCAUUGCCGAAGACGUGAUCAUCGUAACUAGCUCGCUGACGAAGGACAUGACUGGCAAGGAGGAUCUUUACCGGGCAGCCGCUAUCCGUGCUUUGUGUAGCAUUACGGACAGCACCAUGUUGCAGGCUGUGGAGCGCUAUAUGAAGCAGUGUAUCGUUGACAAGAACGCUGCAGUGUCUUGCGCCGCUCUGGUGAGCUCCCUUAGACUUGCCAGCACCGCCGGAGAUGUAGUCAAGAGGUGGGCAAACGAGGCUCAGGAGGCCCUGAACAGCGACAAUAUCAUGGUGCAGUACCACGCUCUGGGCCUGCUCUACCACAUACGCAAGUCGGAUCGUUUGGCAGUAUCCAAGUUGGUCAACAAGCUUACCAGAGGAUCGCUGAAGAGUCCCUACGCAGUGUGCAUGCUGAUUCGCAUUGCCUGCAAAUUGAUCGAAGAGGAGGACAUUCCUUCCGAGGAGCUAUCCGAUUCGCCCCUGUUUACCUUCAUCGAGUCCUGUCUGCGCCACAAGAGCGAGAUGGUCAUCUACGAGGCCGCGCACGCCAUUGUCAAUCUGAAAAACACCAAUCCGCGAAUGCUUUCGCCGGCAUUCUCCAUCCUCCAGCUGUUUUGCAGCUCGCCGAAGGCUACGCUUCGCUUCGCUGCGGUGCGCACGCUUAACAAGGUGGCCAUGACACACCCGGCAGCGGUGACCACCUGCAACCUGGAUCUGGAGGGUCUCAUCACAGACUCCAACCGAUCAGUGGCCACGCUGGCCAUUACGACGCUGCUGAAAACCGGCGCCGAGUCGUCGGUGGAGCGCCUAAUGAAGCAGAUCUCCACGUUUGUGGCAGAGAUUUCCGAUGAGUUUAAGGUGGUGGUCGUACAAGCCAUUUGCGCCCUGUGCACCAAGUAUCCGCGCAAGCAUACUGUUCUUAUGAAUUUUCUUAGCGGAAUGCUGCGCGAGGAGGGCGGCCUAGAGUACAAGACCUCCAUUGUGGAUACCAUCAUUACGAUUAUCGAAGAGAACGUAGAUGCCAAGGAGUCCGGCUUGUCGCAUCUAUGCGAGUUCAUCGAGGACUGCGAGCACGUUUCGCUGGCGGUAAGGAUUCUCCACCUGUUGGGCAAAGAGGGUCCCUUUGCUGCCACGCCUUCAAAGUACAUUAGGUUCAUCUACAACCGCGUAAUUCUGGAAAGCCCGAUUGUGCGUGCAGCCGCGGUUACUGCAAUGGCUCAGUUUGGAGCCUCUUGCCCGGCUCUGCUCAGCAAUAUACUCGUCUUGCUGGGUCGCUGCCAGAUGGAUCCGGACGACGAGGUGCGGGACAGGGCCACAUACUACCUGAGCAUCCUCAACUCGGAGAGGCCGGAGCUCUACAAGAACUACAUCAUCGAACGGGAAAACUGUUCUCUGGCUCUGCUAGAGAAAUCACUGGUCGACCAUCUGAAUGGCGACCUGGAGACUCGCUUCGACAUUUCCAUUGUGCCCAAGGCGGCUAUCGUGAAACCGGUCGUUGCCAAUGAUGUCAUGCUGGUCACCAGCAGCGCACCACGGCCGCCGAAGAUAACGCGCGAGGAGGAAAGCGCCGCCCGCCUGGCCCAGUUGCCUGGCAUCCAAGUGCUCGGACCCAUUCACCGCAGUACCGCUCCGAUACAGCUUACCGAAAGCGAAACAGAGUACACGGUGCAGUGCAUUAAACACAUCUUCGGCCAGCACGUGGUCUUCCAGUUUGAUUGUUUAAACACCCUGUCUGAUCAGUUCCUGGAAAAUGUUAGGGUGGAGCUUACGCUACCGGAAGGGUUCACUACCAGAGCGGUCAUUCCGUGCCCCAAGCUUCCCUACAACGAGCUGCAGACAACAUUCGUCAUAGUGGAAUUCCCGCCAGAUGCAGCAAGUUCCAUAGCAACCUUUGGCGCAACCUUGCGAUUUGUCGUGAAGGACUGUGAUCCCAACACCGGAGAGCCUGACUCGGAUGAAGGCUACGAUGAUGAGUAUAUGCUGGAGGAUCUUGAACUUACUGUUGCAGAUCAGAUACAAAAAACCAAGAAGAGCAACUUCCAAGUGGCAUGGGAUGCUGCCGAUAGCGAAGAGUGGCUGCAAGCCGAAGACACGUUUGUGCUGUCAGCAGUUAAUACUUUGCAAGAUGCGGUCAACACUAUAGUGAAGAUACUGGGAUUGGGCGCAGCAAAUCUUUCGGAGAAGGUACCCGAGGGCACCCACCUGCAUACGUUGCUCUGUUCAGGCACCUUCAGAGGCGGCGCCGAGAUUCUGGUCCGAGCUAAAUUGGCACUUUCAGAGGGCGUUACGCUGAAUCUGACCGUGCGCAGCACAGAUCAGGACGUGGCGGAGCUCAUAACAGCGGCUAUUGGAUAAGACAGCGAGCCAUGCAGGAAUCUCGUUUGGUUCCUGCGUGCUGUCAACAUAAUCUAAACUCCUCUACGAACCAGAAAAUGCUACACUUAAUCAAAAAUAUAAUUUGUACCCUUAAGUGACCGUCUCUGUAAUAUUUUUAGAAUCCUUUUCCACAACUCGGCAUGUGCAACAUUGAGUAUUGUUACUGCCCAUUUCCAAAAAGUUCAUGUAGCUCCAGCGAUGCAUCCUUCGACAUGUAUCUAUGUAUGUUAUAUUAUGCCCCAUUAGCCUGUGCAUUUAGCCUAAGUAUGGAUACAAAAAAAUUAAAAAUUCGAUUAUAUGCAAUGCAAACGGA
Drosophila ficusphila is the source of this 3067-nucleotide messenger RNA. RefSeq names its product coatomer subunit gamma (gene gammaCOP). The transcript has 6 exons. NCBI's taxonomy places the organism in Eukaryota, Metazoa, Arthropoda, Insecta, Diptera, Drosophilidae. The record is from RefSeq and is a predicted model, not a curated record. Bases 94 to 2733 code for a protein of 879 amino acids. Gene Ontology annotation, cellular component: endoplasmic reticulum; Golgi membrane; endoplasmic reticulum-Golgi intermediate compartment. Gene Ontology annotation, molecular function: structural molecule activity. Gene Ontology annotation, biological process: protein secretion; organelle transport along microtubule; intracellular protein transport.